Messenger RNA from Rotaria socialis, 777 nucleotides. The record is from the annotation of a GenBank genome assembly. NCBI's taxonomy places the organism in Eukaryota, Metazoa, Rotifera, Eurotatoria, Philodinida, Philodinidae.
AUGGCCGAAAUUGAGUCACUGAUUUGCUAUUACAGUUAUAUGAACGAAUCAAUGAUCGAUGCUAAUUUAACUUGCAGUAUUCGCAAGAAUCCUUUGUAUGAUCCGCUUGUAACGCCUUUAUGUGAUCAUAUCUUCUGCUCUAUGUGCAUUAAACCGUGGCUUGAAAUAAACGACUCAUGUCCCAGCUGUCGUCAUUCACCACUGAUCAAAGAUCAAUUGCAGAAACCAAAUCGACCGUUGCUCAACUUACUAAACGAACUUCUGAUUCGAUGCAAAAGAUGUGGCGAAGAAAAUACUCGACGAGGUGAUUUCAUGCAUCAUAUUCGUCGCGUAUGUCCAAAAGCGAAUAUUAAUUGUUCGGCAGCCGAUAUCAAGUGUCCUUGGACUGGUAGACCAGAUCAACUCGAUAUUCAUUUAAAAACGUGCAUUUAUACACAAAUGAAACCACUACAUAACGAAUGGAUGGCUACUACGACUAAGUUGACAGAAAAUAUCGAAGCACUAGAAGAGAAAAUAGCAGAACUUGUUGUAAUGAACAUAUUAGACAGACAACAUUUCAGUGCUAAAUUAUUUGCUGCUGAAAUAAAGCAAAUAUUGGGCGAACACGUGUAUCCUGUUAUCAAGCAACUACAACCAAAUCUUCCUGAUAAAAUUACAGGCAUGCUACUCGAAUUGGACAAUAAUGAAAUCUUGAAGCUUGCAGCCUUGGAUAGCUGUCUGAAAAAAAGGGUUGAAGAAGCCGUGGCUCUACUUGAAGCACGUUGUCGAAAGAUUUGA